CACCUUUCCAUCUCACCUCUCCAGAAUCUUACCUCUUGACAAACCUGUCUCAGGUCAACCUCAGGUCAAGAUAUCGACAACCUCCGACUCUUCAAAAUCCUUUCUCCGCCACGGCGACUGAGGAAGGUACCAACGAUCUCAUCAUGGGUAUCAACAACACCCCUCAAACCAGCUUCGCAAGGUGAGUGGCGCUCUCACUCAUAUUCUAGGUACGCGCUAACCACCCGAGUAGCCGUCUGGGCGAAGACACCAUAACCCUCUUCGUCGGUCCUGAUCGUCAAAAGUUCACUGUCCACAAGAAGCUCAUCUGCACCUUACCCUACUUCCGCGCCGCGUUUGAAGGAGGCUUCGUAGAACGAAAUGGCAAGAUGGAUCUCCCGGAAGAGAAGCCAGAAAUGAUGGCCUUGUUUGUUGGUUGGAUCUAUCAGGGCAAGAUCGAAUCGAUCUACACCCAAAGCCAUGUCAACAACCUAUUCUAUCUGUGCAGUAUGUUGAGGAGCACACUAUCGUCACUGAGCGGAAGCUAAUCAUGACCUCUAGUUUUCGCGGAAAAGAUCUGCGAAGUACGUUUGAUGGACAUGACAAUCGACGCCAUUCAAGAUAUCUCUCUGGCCUGCAACGCGAAACUCGAGCCAAAAACCUUCUUUGACGUGUGCCAAAAUACACCCGUUCAAUCGAACAUAACGGAUUUUUGCAUUGCUUUGUAUGCUCAGCAAAUGACAACGGUACGCAUAGUUCAAUCGGAUAUGAAAUUGGCAAUGUCCAGCUUGCAAGAACUCUGGAAAUAUGUCAGAGAGGACCAAUCCUUUUUUUGCUGCUUGAUGUUCGGUUUAAACAGACAUUUUCAUUUUCGGAAAAAGUUCGAUGUUGAUAUACGACAACGUGGAGAAAUACCUUGCACAAAGCUUCCUACAAGCUGCAGAUGGCAUACGCAUGAAAUAGCUGAGAAGUGUCCCUUAGACGAGGAUGGCCAAGCAAAAGAGGGGAAAUGA
Molecule: messenger RNA, 992 nt
Organism: Hymenoscyphus albidus
Lineage: Eukaryota; Fungi; Ascomycota; Leotiomycetes; Helotiales; Helotiaceae
Source: the annotation of a GenBank genome assembly